This is a messenger RNA of Seminavis robusta, 324 nucleotides long. The record is from the annotation of a GenBank genome assembly. NCBI's taxonomy places the organism in Eukaryota, Bacillariophyta, Bacillariophyceae, Naviculales, Naviculaceae.
AUGAUGAUUCAGAUGAAGAGCGAAGAAGGAUCCGACGACAUUCCUUUUCGCAGUUUCUUCAAUCAGCUCGACGAAGAUGUGACAGAUGAAGAGUUGAUGUUCCUUGAAGCCACGAUGCAGGGGUACUUGUCUGAUAGCAUCAUGCUUAAACGGAAGAAGCAAACGGAAGAUGCUGACAUGGUGAAGCUGCCAAUUCCUACCAAUGAUUGCGAAGACCCAUUGGGAAAGGAAGAAGACUUUGUUGAGUAUACAAUAGGCCAUGGUCAAAAGCCAUUUCACAUUCGUGAUAUUGUGGAAGUUCUAUUGACUAAGACUACCGCAUGA